This is a messenger RNA of Xylaria bambusicola, 2274 nucleotides long. RefSeq lists its product as uncharacterized. The transcript has 2 exons. Lineage: Eukaryota; Fungi; Ascomycota; Sordariomycetes; Xylariales; Xylariaceae. The coding region runs from base 157 to 1899 and encodes 580 amino acids. The record is from RefSeq and is a predicted model, not a curated record.
AUUAGCGAUAUGGAUUAUCACCGCUCUGGCGGUGACACUAGCGACGCAUGUCAUCUAAAUCGUAAGACAUCAUAGUUGGAGUGACUGCAAAAACAGUAUUUCCUGAUUCUUCGCAGUUUUGCUGAGUCUUUCGCACACGUUCAUGGAUGACCGAUAAUGCCUUUUAUGUCGAGUAGUUCCAAGCGGCAAAAGUGCGACCGAACUAAAGCAUCACAGCACCAUUCAAGCAGCCAAUUCAAGGGUAGCACAACCGAGACAACUUCCAUACCUCUUGUGACGGAGAUUUGCGGAUCUUCAAACCAAUCCUCAAGCAACCAAGCCGCGUAUGAAACAUCGGGUCUAUUGGAUGGUGAAUCCAUGCCAACUGCUAUAGCUCUCCAGAUCAGAUCCGCAGAUAGUAUGCCCGAGACCGAUCCAACUUUGAAAGAUAUCUCCCAUUCAAAUUUUCAUUCCGAAGAAACAGAUCUAUUAGGAGUUAUUUAUUCGCUCAAUGGGCAUUCCACGGCCUUAAUAGAGGACUGGAGCAGAAUCCAGAAUCCCAGAACGCCAGACCACAUGGAACAACCACAAGUAGAAUCAUCACCACCUCCAGGGUAUGAUAGCGAUUCAGUGUGCAGCAUAGUGCAGCGUGAAUGCCCAAAGACGCCUGGUUCAGACGAGGAAGGAAUGGACGACAACACGGCGAUAGAUUUUGAUUUAAACCUUACCCCUUCUGCUCCCUUUCCACACCUAGAUUUCCUCUUUGUCAACUCUAUGGAUAGUAGCGCAAGAUCGAGCUUUGAUUUUAGCCCGGAGCUGGACUUUGACUUGGAAACAACCAUGGAAAACUUACCUGUCGACCAUUGGAAUCUCCCAUAUCCUCCAGUUGUGCCUACGGAUUCCACUACUAUGAAUAAUUCCCACAGGGGAGAAGUACGGCUAAAAUCGACAGGGGUUGGUCCGGGGCUUGGACCAGACAUGAUACCUAGCUGUCUCUACGACCGACCACACGACCUCAGUCCGCCCACUUCAGACUUCGAGGUCAAUCCUGAAUGGGUUACAAAACAGCCCAUAGCUCUGUCGUCGCUAUCAUCAAAGCCUUUCCAGAAGGGUAAUCGGAAGAGACCACUUGAAACGGAAGGGAGAGACAGAAAAGUUGACCCCUACUAUUCAUUGAAAUGUGGACAGUCAAUUCGGAGAGUUAUUGCAGAAAGAUCGCUUGCGUGCCCUUUCCAUAAAAAGGAUCAGCAGCGUUAUCGUGCUUGUGGCAAAUACACUUUGCGCCGAAUCAAAGACGUAAAGCAGCAUAUAUAUAGGCUUCACUGCAGACCUGAAAUAUACUGUUCUCUCUGCUUCGAGAACUUCAAGUCUUCCGACGAACGAGACUGCCAUACCCGCGAAGGGAAAUGUACGAAGAAGGCAGUGCCGAAUUCUGAUGGUACCAUAUCAGAGGGCCAAAAGAGGAAGCUGAAAGAUUGCGGAAGCCGUGGGAUGAGCAAACAGCAACAAUGGAUGAAGUUGUGGGAGGUGAUAUUCCCUGGGGUUAAACACCCCAGAUCCCCUUAUGCUGAGAAUGAUCAAGCGGCAAUGUUGUCUCGCAUACGAGAUUGUUGGGAUGACAACGCUGGAGAGUUUAUUGCAGGGUUUCUCCACGAUCACGACUGGGAGGCCCUUACCCCAACCCAUAUAAGCCAAAUUAUUGGUGGCUUCUUGGAUUACAUUGAGACAACGAUGGCCUAUCCUAAUAACAAUGCAGACGGGGAAAGGGCCACUGUACCUCGGCGAUCGAUGGACCCUAGGGACUCUAGCGAAGAGAUGGCACUGAUACCAUGGGAACAAGAUCCGCAAUUGGAAACAGAGUUCAUUGGUUCGACAACGGCAAAUUCGCCUGACACUCCUUUUCUGUUGCAAGGUGACUAGCUGGGCUAGAAAAUGAGUUAGGUCACAAGGGGAGUUUCGUGUGGAUCCUCUUUCAUCUCCCUAUGUUUAUGGCAGGAAUUUUCAGAUUUGGUGUUCCUACAAUAAGAUUUAUGAGCACAUUUUAGAUCGAUUUUGGCUUCAGGCACAAGGCUUAUAAUACCAUGUGAAGCGUGCUGCUAUCUGUAAAAAGCCCCGCCGUGGGGUGGGAGGGUACCAUUCAAGAACUUGCAGUUCAUCGAGAGUACAAGGUAAUGGGUGACCCUAAUUAAAUAUACUGAAGUAUAAGGCUUGAUAAACUAAGAUAGAUGAGUACAAAUCGUAGUGUAUAGGUCACACAUGAUACACAAUCUCUCCUUUCAAUAGAGAUUAUAGAAC